Magnolia sinica is the source of this 3335-nucleotide messenger RNA. RefSeq names its product protein PHOSPHATE STARVATION RESPONSE 3-like. Gene Ontology annotation, molecular function: DNA binding; DNA-binding transcription factor activity. Bases 1678 to 3147 code for a protein of 489 amino acids. NCBI's taxonomy places the organism in Eukaryota, Viridiplantae, Streptophyta, Magnoliopsida, Magnoliales, Magnoliaceae. The record is from RefSeq and is a predicted model, not a curated record. The transcript is spliced from 8 exons.
UUCUUUUCUUUUACGGCUUUGAUGAAGAUAAUCAUAGUCAUAGGAUUUAUGGUUUUUGCUUCUAGAAAUUUGAUGAUAUCUAAACAGGGAUCCUUAGGCUAAUUAAACUCAAAUAUGAAUAUUUCAAUCAUAUGAUUUGUUGCUUGUGAACAUCCCAACAUGGUGGAAGCUUAAUUCCUAUAGUUCUUUUUGUGGCAAUCCUGGACCUAUGCUAUGGGAGUUCUUCUCGACAAUGAGGGCAAUAUUAUAUUUUUAUGCACCGUUGUCCUAAUGGCAUAAUUUAUGCAUCAAAGAUGGAAGUUUUUGUCCUUCAUGAAGGUUUCGAGGCUUCUUGGUGAGGAGCACAAGGGCUUGAUUGUCAUGGAAGGCGAUCUCUUAAUUCAAUCAUGCUGAGCCAUGGAGGCACUUGUUUGUAUUAGAUGAAAUUCAUUUUUGAGCAUCAAGGCUAACACAUAGAUUUCUCACAUUGGCAAAGAGGCGAAUUUGUUAGCUGAUGGUUUGGCUAGAGGGGCAGCUGUCCCUUCUCUUGCUCUUUGGAACUUAUUUUGCCCCUCUUGAUUUAUUCUUGAUCCUUUUCGAAAAAAGUUCCUGCCCUUCCAAAUAAAUAAAUAAAUAAAUAAUCUGGUCAUAUUUGCUUACCAGGUUAGUGCUUGAGAAAUUUGUGUUUGAUUUUAUUUAUUUAUAUUUUUUUUUUUUUGAGAAAUUUUCAAUUUGUGUUUGAUGGUUUGGUCAUGGUUUUAGCAAGAUUUCAUUUUUCUUGAUCCAAGAAAGACGUGGCUGCUCUGGAUCCUUCUAGUCCUUUGGCAUAUCUUUGUUAUAGCAGAUAUCAUUCUGUGCAUUUUAUCUAGUAGUGAGAAGUUGGGAGGACAAAUUCCUUUGUGGGUUUUCGUAGCUCUUCCUCAAUACAUGCAGACCUGUCGAGCGAAAGAUUGAUGAUGUUCGUUUAAGAAAUUCAUUGUACGCAUGUACUUUAUGCACUGUCUUUAGGAUUCCUGAAGUUUCUGGGACCAGAUCCUUCAGCCUAUUUGUUUGGUUCAUGAUCAGAAAGAGUAUGCUGUUAAUGCUUCUGCUUGUGGCAACAUAUUCACUCGGCAUAGAUUUGAAGCCCUUUCUUCCUUGGACCAUGAAUUUAAAGCUGGGGACAUAAAUAGCACGAGAUUGGGUGGUUCUAGUGUAAAUUCAUUACUGAUUUUUGAAGGUUGGCUAAUGGAUAAUUAUUAUUAUUUCCAAUGUCUAAUGUUUGUGACACAUUAUAAUCAUUCAAACUAUAAAGCAAUUAGGCUAUCAGAUUAGUAUGUGGCUCUGUUUUUCCCUUCUCCGCUGUUGAAUUGGACAGAAGCUCCUAUCGAGGGGUACAAAUUAUUGAAUGACUGUCAGACAUGCAUUUUUAACUCUCUUAAGAGAAAAUCAAGUAUAUGUUCUUAGUUUCUGGAUUAUUGUGUAAAUAUGCAGAUAUUCUCUACUCUUCUGGUGGACCAUGUAUGAUCUGAUUAUGAAACUUCGAUUGUAUGCAAUUACUUGUCGUCUAUUAUUAUCUUCAAUUCAUUUCAAAGCCAUCCAUUAGAAAGUUCACUGUUUCAGUGGGUAUUGUAAGGAGGUAAGAUUUGUAAGAGGACUGGAAGAUUGCAUUUUCUCAGUUUAAAACCCCAGUAAGUGACUGAGCCAUUGUCAAAGAUCAUGAGUAGCGAUAGUAUCAUUACUUUGAAACAAAGUGAGUCUCAUAAAGGAGUAUCACUGUCUUCUUGUAAUGCCCCCUCCUCAAUUCGUAAUCUAUUCAAUGCUGAAUCAAAUGGCCAAAAAGUGCUGGAUAAGAGCUUUUCAUCCACUCAUCCAUCCUUGAAUGUACAAACAGAGUCACUUGGUUCAUCCAGACCACAGCAAGGACCUGAAUUCCAUCCUAAGAUGUUAAGCCUGCACUCUAAUCCAAGCAGUCCUAUUUCUUAUAGUUCUCAUCCCCAAGACCCCAAACAGCUUUGUUCUCAAUCUUCUUCUUUCUGUACCAAUCUGUACUUAUCAUCUUCAACAAGCUCAGAGACCCAUCGGCAGCUUGGCAACCUACCCUUCCUUCCUCAUCCUCCGAAGUGGGACCAGCCUGUAUAUACAAAGUCUACAUUGCAUUUGGGUGAGGUUCUAGGUGAUCAAUGGGAUGAGGGUGACUGCUCAGAGGAUCUGAUGAAAGACUUUCUUAAUUUCCCUGGGGUUGCUUCUAACGGCAGCUUUGAUGAUGAGACUUACACCAGCAAAAGUUUAGCAUUUACAGAACAACUGGACUUGCAGAUUUUGUCAGAGGAGCUCGACAUAGCCAUCACAGGCAAUGGGGAAAAUCCUGGGCUGGAUGAAAUUUAUGAAAUGCCUCAAGUUCCACCUGUCCCAGUAGUUGGAUCUAAAGGCAAUGAUACCCAUCAGCAUCUGGUCUCUCCAGCAGUUCAAAUCCCUUCAAGCCCCUCAACUUCUGUGGCUGCAGCUCUAAACAAGCCACGGUUGAGAUGGACGCCAGAGCUCCAUGAGCAGUUUUUGGAAGCUGUUAACAAGCUUGAUGGGGCCGAGAAGGCAACUCCAAAGGGUAUAUUGAAGGUAAUGAAUGUUCAGGGUUUGACAAUCUAUCAUGUAAAAAGCCACCUACAGAAAUACCGACUUGCCAAGUAUCUUCCGGAGGCAAAAGAAGAGAAAAAGUCCUCAUCUGAAGACAUGAAGGGAGCUUCUGUUGGUACUAAAUCCGAUCCAUGCAUCCAAAGGGGCAUGGAAGUUGCAGAGGCUCUACGCAUGCAAAUAGAAGUCCAGAAACAGCUUCAUGAACAGCUUGAGGUGCAAAGGGCCCUUCAGUUACGCAUUGAGGAACAUGCAAGGCACUUGCAGAAGAUCUUGGAAGAACAACAGAAAGCUGGCCAUAGAUUAAUUGCGGGUCAAAACCCAGAGUCGUCAUCCGGCCUUCAGCCAAAUUCUGAGUCUCAGGUUGGAUCUUCAGCGACUAAUGCAUUGCUACAGAAAGUUGAAUCCAAGGUGGACUCCAGCUCAUCUCUCCCAUCAAAGCAUAAAGCCACCGAUCCUGAUAGUGAAUCCGAGCCGCAGGCAGAUCAGAAGCGGAUCAGGCUAGAAGGCAAAACAGAAAUAGUGACAGAUGAGCCUGUUAAAAAUUCAGUGCAGUGACUGAAUUGCUGCUCCUGAACAUUAUUUCAUUCAUUUCUUUUCAGAGUUUGUUCAGGAUCUGGAAUCCAACUGUAUAGUUCUAUGAUAUUUAGUUUUGAGUAGUGCAUUGCAUUCCCGAAUAUUUAGGUCUUGUAAAUAUCAUUUGAAAAUUUGAACCAGAAAGGCAUGAAUGAACUGAUGGAUUCUCA